AGAGCCUGUACCACACAGACCACAGCAGACAGCUCGGCUCUUUCUUCCCAGUUUGGCUGGGGCUCAGUGUAGGCGGCGGCACGGUUAAUGUUAGCUCAGCUGAUAGCCUUAGAUACUUUAUAUAUUAUACGUAUAUAUAUUUCUGCGUGUCGCGUAACAUGUAACGUAAGUCAUUACAGUUAACUCGCUUAAAUCGUCGGGUUUCUAUUUGGCCAAUAUUUGCCAGCUAAUUAAGCUAGGUUAACUUUGCUAGUUAGCUUUAAGUAACAUUAGCUAACGUUUGUAUUCUUCGAACAGCACAGGUAUUUUAGGUUUAACGUCAUAUACCUGAAAAGAGAAUGCUGGAGUCAAUUAAAGUUACAGAAAGACUCCACUGGCCAGAAGUAGAAAUGUCCAAAAAGUACAUUUUAAACUCUGCUGACAAGGCACUGAGUCCAAGCCAAGUAUACCUGGAGAAGAUUUCUUCCAGUGUUCUCAAAGACCUCUUCAGCACUGGCUCCAGUAGCUACAACGUCCUGCUGCAGGCUGAGGAGGAGGAGGAGAAGAAGAGUCAGAAGCAGUCCCCGUACAAAAGGCCAAAAACAUCGGUGAAAUGUGGCGCCACAUUUAGUAGAAGAAACCGCCCAGGCAUGGCUCCUAAAAAGUUGCGUGCAGCUGAAGGUAGUGGUAAACCUGCACAGACAAAUCGUGUUCUCUCAGGCAACUCCAAUCUGUCUAAACCAGCACGGAACAUCGCAGUAGUGGGAAGCACCAUGGCCCUGAUCCCUCGUACAGUUCCGCAGCUCAGAAAGAUCUGCAUCCCCAAUUCCCCACGCACUAAACUUCCCUCGUUGCACAAAGCAGCAAUCACACGGGAAGUGGAAAAUGCCAAGAAGCUCUGCAUCCUUACAGCCAUAAAGCCAUCUAAUGUUGAGAAAGAGAAGGCCAAGUUCUUCAAGUCUGACUUCAACUAUAAUCCACAGUUUGCAUACAGCAACCCAGUUCCUCCACUUGUCCUGGCACGGCAUAACAAUGCCUCAGAUCGCUUCCUGACACAGGCAGUGCACAUCAUGGAGCUUGCCCUGCAGCGAUAUGGCAGCUAUGAGAAGUUUGAGCAGGCCACUGGGGGCAACCUCCUCAACAAGAGUCGUAUCUGGCACAACGUCAAGAAAUACAUGGAGAAGGAAGGCUGCUUGGGGGAGAUCGUAGUCCAGGUGACAGACGACCUCCUGUCCAGAGCCUCCAUGACGGUGGUGAACAGCAGACCCACACUGACCAUCAACAUCUCCACCGCCCGAGAGUACUGGCUGGAAGGCAUGCUGAGGCAUGAGAUUAGCACACAUUAUUUCCGUGGCAUAAACAACUGCCACCAGCCAUGGAGCAGCAGCGCGGGUAGGAAGAAGCACAACCUGAAGCCUCUGAACCCCACAGAGGAGGGCCUGGCCAGCAUCCACAGUGUCCUGUUCAGGAAAGACCCCACACUGUGGCGCGCCGCCCUGCUCUACUACACCGUCUACCAGGCCAGCCACAUGUCCUUCUCUCAGCUCUUCCACAAUCUGGGACGCUUCGUCCAGGACCCCAACACCCGCUGGGACUACUGCGUCCGAGCCAAGAGGGGCCAGACCGAUACAGCACAGCCAGGGUGCUUCAGUAAAGACCAGGUCUACCUGGAUGGCAUCCUGAAGAUCCUGAGAUACAGAGACAAGAUCAACUUCCCACUGCUGAUGGCUCUAGGAAAGGUGUCAUUUGAAGACGUGGACCGCCUGAAAGCACUGGCUCAGAUGGAGGACGUCCGCAUCCCUCACUUCAUGCAGGACCAGGCGCGGUACGCCGAGCAGCUGGCGAAAAUCAUGGCGGUCAACCAGCUGACUGACGAGGAGCUCAAGGCCAUCAUCUGAGCCCGCUGCGCUCCACCUGCACAAACCUGAUCACAACUGAAUAAAAGCUGUCACACCCCUGCCAGCCACGGCCCGCAUGCCUUAACUCCAUCACCGCGCAUGGUAGCAGUGUGUGAUUUGUGCAGCAUGCUGUGUUGCAUGUAGUGUAGAGUUGUGUCAGACAGACAUGGAAUUAGAAAUCUGUUAUAGCCCAGUCAUGUAUCCACUGAUACUGUAGGGAUCACUCCGAGUAUGUGUUGUGUUGUGUUGUGUUUAGGGCUGGAUGUAGUUAAUUUUUUUUUACCAGUGCCAAUACAAUACCAUGAUUGCUGAUCAAUUCAAUUCAUUUGAAAAUGAAUUUCUAUAACAUUUACCAAGCACUUUUUUACUUGACAGUUACUCUGAUAAUCAGUUUAGUUUGUAGUUCAAUACCCAGUCUUAGGUUUGGGAGGAUUUUCAUGAAUAUAUUCUCUGUAGAUUAUAGUUUCUAAAAGAGAGAUUCAAUAUCCCAUGAUGACCUUUUUUUUUUUUACGUAGACGCA
Messenger RNA from Sander lucioperca (pikeperch), 2398 nucleotides. RefSeq lists its product as uncharacterized. The coding region runs from base 339 to 1877 and encodes 512 amino acids. NCBI's taxonomy places the organism in Eukaryota, Metazoa, Chordata, Actinopteri, Perciformes, Percidae. The transcript is spliced from 7 exons. The record is from RefSeq and is a predicted model, not a curated record.